Molecule: messenger RNA, 1116 nt
Organism: Elgaria multicarinata webbii
Lineage: Eukaryota; Metazoa; Chordata; Lepidosauria; Squamata; Anguidae
Product: olfactory receptor 10A4-like
Exons: 4
Coding region: 1-1116 (371 amino acids)
Biological process (GO): G protein-coupled receptor signaling pathway
Cellular component (GO): membrane
Molecular function (GO): G protein-coupled receptor activity; olfactory receptor activity
Source: RefSeq, a predicted model, not a curated record
AUGGCUCAAAGUAGUCCAGUGGAGGAGUCUUGGAACCAGACCAAUCUUAAUGAGUUCAUUCUGGUAGGAUUUUCAUAUUUAGCUGAACUGCAAAUAUUGCUGUUUUUGUUAUUUCUGGUGACAUACCUGAUCACCUUAGUGGGUAACAUCCUCAUUAUUCUGCUUGUAAAACUCAACCAUUCUCUUCAAACUCCCAUGUACUUUUUCCUGGUGAACCUGUCAUUCUUAGAAAUUUGUUACACCACCAGUGUGGUGCCCCAGAUGCUGAUACAUUUGUUAACAGAGCAUAAAAACAUUUCCAAAGCAGGCUGUGCAGCCCAAAUGUACGUCUUCACCAUUCUGGGACUGACAGAAUGCUGCCUCCUGGCAGCCAUGGCCUAUGACCGCUAUGUUGCGAUAUGCCAUCCAUUGCACUACACAGUCAUCAUGAACCGCCAGGUAUGUACACAGCUGUCAGCUGCAUCAUGGGUUACUGGCAUCUCAGUGGAAGUUGCUCAAACAACAUGGAUCUUCAGCUUACCGUUUUGUGGUUCUAAACACAUCCAACACUUCUUCUGUGAUAUCCCACCACUGGUGAAAAUGGCAUGCACAGACACCUUCAAAAAUGAGAUUGUAGUCUUAGCAGUGUCAAUACUUUUUAUCAUGAGUCCAUUUUUGCUAAUAAUCCUCUCCUACAUCCGUAUAAUUUCCACCAUCCUCAAGCUUCCUUCAGCAGAGGGAAGAAGGAAAGCCUUCUCUACUUGCUCCUCACACCUCACAGUUGUGACCUUAUUCUAUGGGACAGCACUUUUCACUUAUCUAAGGCCCAAGUCUAGUUCAACUCCGGGAAGUGACAAAAUGAUCUCCCUUAUGUACACCGUUGUGACUCCAGUUCUAAACCCUGUAAUAUAUACCCUAAGAAAUAAAGAAGUCAAGGGAGCAUUCAAGAAGACAGUUGCAAGAAUCUUAUUGAAUCAUGAACUCAGAAAUAUGCAGAUUUCUGAUCACAAACCAACACAUUUCUUUUACAUCCCUAGCAGUAACACAGUCCAGAUACAGGAUGGCAGCUCUUUUCACUGUUUGACAGCAGAAAUGGAGAACCCUGGUGGAGCAGCUGGACUUCAGGUGAGCUACUGA